Messenger RNA from Papaver somniferum (opium poppy), 1533 nucleotides. Its product is annotated as probable pectinesterase/pectinesterase inhibitor 61. The record is from RefSeq and is a predicted model, not a curated record. Bases 376 to 1533 code for a protein of 385 amino acids. Gene Ontology annotation, biological process: cell wall modification. Gene Ontology annotation, molecular function: pectinesterase inhibitor activity; pectinesterase activity. The transcript is spliced from 4 exons. NCBI's taxonomy places the organism in Eukaryota, Viridiplantae, Streptophyta, Magnoliopsida, Ranunculales, Papaveraceae.
UAUUUCCUUCUCUACCAACAUAAAAAUCAAAACAAACCAAGUUCAAAACCCUCAACAAAUCCAAGUUCAACAAUUUCAAGAGAAACAAAUGAUUUUAUCUUAACAUGAUCAUUACUCUCUAUUUCUCUCUCAAUUCUGCAACGAAAAUCUGUUUUGAUAUUUCCCAAGAAUGUGCAAACCCAAUUAAGUCAUGAUCUGAUCAUCAUUCUUUCUCUCUGGUCACUCUCAAAACCAUAACAAAUUCAAUAAAUCCCAUUAACAAAACAAUAAAUUCAACAAUUUCAGGAGAAACUCAUAAUACCUUUUGGACAAGAUAAUUAGUUACUCCCCAAAGAUAUCAGCUAGAUUAUCAAGUUCUGCAGUGAUCAGCUAGCCAUGUUUAAACACGAUUUAUCCAUUAUCCUCACUAUUUUAUUCUCUCUUCUCAUCACCACCACCGCAAGGCCCGCAACUUUCUCAGCACCAUUACCCUCACCAGCCCAAGGCCUUCAACGGGUACUGUCAAGAAAUGGUUCCCGAUCGAUUACUCAAGAAUGGAGGUUUUUGAACAUGUCCUUGGCGUCAAUGAAGCCGGAUUUCGUCGUUGCCAAUGAUGGUACCGGAACAUUCAGAACAAUCACGGAAGCCAUUAACGCUGUUCCUGAUCGUAGUUCAAUGCGCACCGUAAUAUAUAUAAAAGCAGGAAAAUACGAAGAGCAGAACCUAGAAGUAGGAUCCCAGAAGACAAAUGUGGUAAUGAUCGGAGAUGGGAUCAAUCGGACAAUCAUUACCGGCGGCAAGAGCGUAAAAGGCGAUCAUAUAUCGACAUACCACACAGCUUCGUUUGCUGCCACCGGUGAUGGCUUCAUGGCAAUGAAUAUUACCUUUGAGAAUUGGGCAGGCCCGCUCAAGGAACAGGCCGUAGCAGUGAGGGUUAGUUCAGAUCGAGCCAUUUUCUACCGCUGCAGUUUCUGGGGAUUUCAGGAUACGCUCUACGUGUACUCUAAACAUCAAUUUUUUCGGGAAUGCGACAUUUAUGGAACCAUCGAUUUCAUUUUCGGCGACUCAACGGUUGUGAUACAAAGCUCUAGAAUCUAUGCUCGUAAGCCAUUGCCUGGACAGUGGAACGCUAUUACAGCACAAAACAGGAAAAAUUCAACUGAUAGCACAGGAAUAGUCAUCCAUAAUUCUCAGAUUCUACCUGCGCCAGAACUUAAGCCGUUUAAGAACAUUUUUCAGACCUACUUGGGACGUCCAUGGGCUAAUUACUCCCAAGUGGUUUACAUGGGUUGUUUCAUUGAAGAUCAUAUUAGUCCCCAGGGGUGGAUACCAUGGAGUGGUAAGAUAAAUGAUACUGUUCCCGAUACUAUAUUUUAUGCUGAGUUCAAUAAUUCUGGUCCUGGUGGCUUAGUAGAUCCCCGCGUGAACUGGACGGGUUACCACAGGAUUACUACUAUAGAAGAAUCCCAGAAGUUUACUUCCAGUCAAUUCAUCUUAGGAUCAGAGUGGUUACCUGCUAGUGGAGUACCUUUUACUCCAGGUUUAUCAGAUUGA